CAAGUGUACAAAUAUAACUUGUAAUUCAUCUAUUUAGAAUUCAGUGCUUUGUUAUCUUGCCCAACACAGUUUCGGGAAAACACACCUCAACUCCCACAAAGUGAGAAGAAUGAUUCUUGUGCCCGUGAUGAUACAAACAUAUGCUACGGGGUUGCCCUGUGCUGCAUGCAUGGUCUCAUACAAACCUAUGGCUAACCAAAGUAAACACCAGAGUGACAGAUUUUCCCAGCAUGCCCUGGGUGUGGUGGUGGAGGUGAAUGAGGGGGAAAGAUCUGUCCUGCUGCCCUGUCAGUACUCUGGGUUUAUACCUGAGAAUCCCACAGUGAUGUGGACUCGCAGUGAUCUCCAUCCCAAAUCUGUCCAUGUGAGACAAGACGAAACAGACGAUCUCAGAGGACAAAACCAGCGUUACAGCGGGCGCACAUCAAUGAGACCUGAUGCUCUGGACACUGGAGACUUCAGCCUCACUCUGACAAAACUAACAAAGACUGACAGCAGCAUCUACACCUGCUCCAUCAGUGAUGGGAGAGAAGAACGGAGACUGAGAGAUAUCCAGCUGCAGGUCAAAGGUCAGCCACAAACACCUUGUGUACAGGUCAAAGAUCCUUCACAGAUAUUGAGCUUUAAUCCUAGAAACUGAAGCAAAAAUUGAUCAUUGAGAUUUUUCAUCCAGUUAGUCCUGAUGUAAAUAUUACGCUCAUGUUAGGAACCACUCGAAUAUGUGUGCGUAUCAGUGUGAUGUGUAAAUCAGAGUGUAGCUAGUAACUGUAGUAUUCUUAAGGGUAGGUUUUUUAAAUUUAAGAUUUAACACAUUACAUUUAUCAAAGAUUGUCUACGACAGCUGGUUGCUGACAUGAAUACCUCAAAUAUGUUAUCCUACACCAGAUCAGAUGUUAGAAGUUAUACACACUACAGAAGAGGACAAAUUAUUAGCCCGCCUAUGAAAG
This is a messenger RNA of Haplochromis burtoni (Burton's mouthbrooder), 947 nucleotides long. RefSeq names its product butyrophilin-like protein 1. Gene Ontology annotation, cellular component: external side of plasma membrane. The record is from RefSeq and is a predicted model, not a curated record. The transcript has 2 exons. NCBI's taxonomy places the organism in Eukaryota, Metazoa, Chordata, Actinopteri, Cichliformes, Cichlidae. Gene Ontology annotation, biological process: positive regulation of T cell proliferation; cell surface receptor signaling pathway; immune response. Bases 110 to 640 code for a protein of 176 amino acids.